Molecule: messenger RNA, 2076 nt
Organism: Manihot esculenta (cassava)
Lineage: Eukaryota; Viridiplantae; Streptophyta; Magnoliopsida; Malpighiales; Euphorbiaceae
Product: transcription factor TGA2.3
Exons: 11
Coding region: 219-1577 (452 amino acids)
Biological process (GO): DNA-templated transcription; regulation of DNA-templated transcription
Molecular function (GO): sequence-specific DNA binding; DNA-binding transcription factor activity
Source: RefSeq, a predicted model, not a curated record
AGUGUGGGAGUGUUGGGAAACUAAAUUCCCAAUUCAGAACGCAAUAAUAAAAAAGCCUCAGAAGCUUUUCUUCUUUUUAUAACUAUGAAUCAAAAGGGCGCCGUACUCUUCCUACGCUUUCUUCUUCAUUAAGAUCGCCGCUAGAUUUUCUCUCCCUUUACUACUCCAACGUCACACGCACUCUCUCUGCUCAGCACACAAACAUUUAACACUCUCAGAUGCAAAGCUUCAAACAUCUUCCUCCCCCUGAAAUGUACUGCCACUCUUCCUUCUUCCUCAGAGGAGAAGAUGGUAGCCGGAACCAGGCACGUUUUCGUUAUCUUGGAGAACUUGAUCAAACAGCUUCUGCUUUUCAUCCUGAUGAUGCUAUUGAUUUAAGCCCAAACUCCAUGUUCAGUUUAAAAUCAGGCAAUGUUGCUGUUUUGUCCAAUAACUUCAACUAUGAUCCUGCCCUGAACACUAGUAUUGGGUCUGCAGAGAUAGCAACGACAGGAACAGGGUGUUUGGACACAGGGCAAUACAUGCACCCCAAGGGGACAACGAUUGUUUCCUCGUUGGGAAACGGGCAUAGUAUUGAAAACUGGGGGCACUCAGGGAUGGCAGAUAAUGGCCAACAGACUGACACUUCUACGGAUGUUGAUACUGAUGAUAGAAAUCAGCUUCAUGGAGUCCAGCAUGGUCCAGUUGUGGUUGUGGAUUCCAGGCCAAAAACUGGUGAUCAAAAGACUCUUCGAAGGCUGGCUCAGAAUCGUGAGGCUGCAAGGAAGAGUCGACUUAGGAAGAAAGCCUAUGUCCAGCAGCUCGAGACUAGUCGACUCAGGCUUGCACAAUUAGAGCAAGAGCUUCAAAGAGCUCAGCAGCAGGGAGUUUUCGUUGCUACUGGAUUUUCUGGGGAUCAUGGGUCUGGAAAUGGGGUUGUUGUAUUUGACAUGGAGUAUGCACAUUGGCUUGAGGAACAUCAACGGUUAAUCAGUGAUCUACGAGCAGCUGUCAGUUCUCAUAUGGGUGACAAUGAAUUACACCUGCAUGUUGAUGGUGUAAUGGCACAUUAUGAUGAAAUAUUCCGGCUAAAGAGCAUUGGCACAAAGGCUGAUGUAUUUCACAUGCUUUCAGGCAUGUGGAAGACACCUGCUGAGAGAUGUUUCAUGUGGUUGGGUGGGUUCAGAUCUUCAGAGCUUCUUAAGAUACUUGGGAACCAUCUCGAACCCUUGACGGAUCAACAGAUAAUGGGCAUAUGCAAUCUGCAGCAGUCCUCUCAACAGGCGGAAGAUGCCUUGUCUCAAGGAAUGGAAGCUUUGCAACAGUCACUUGUAGACACGCUUUCAUCUACCUCUCUGGGCUUUGCUGGUUCUGGAAAUGUUGCCGAUUACAUGGGCCAAAUGGCAAUCGCAAUGGGCAAGCUUGCAACGCUAGAGAACUUCCUUCACCAAGCUGAUCUGUUAAGGCAGCAAACUCUGCAACAAAUGCGUCGAAUUUUGACAACACGUCAGGCUGCUCGAGCCCUUCUUGUAUUCGGUGACUACGCUUCUAGACUCCGGGCACUCAGCUCCUUAUGGCUAGCACGCCCUAGAGAUUGACAAUUCCUCGUUCGCAAAUUUUCCAGUGCUAUGAAAUAUUGAGCUAUAUAACCUCAUCAUUACUCGGAGUAGAUGAGGAUAUUUGGAGAUGGGCUAGCAUCCUUGGAACCAUUCUUGCAAAGCUACAGUUCACUUAUAAUUUGUCUAUCUUAAAAGGGGAAGUUCGGCAUCUUAUACAAAUGUCUGCGUUGAGAAGAAUUCUUGUACUUAGUAGUAUCUUGAGGGUACUGCUUAGGUGGGGAUAUAUAAUCAGCUCGUAUCCUCCUGGCUAUGGUGGUGAGACAAAUUUGCCAAGUUCCAUGAUCCGACACUGAUCUUUACAUGUUAAGAGUGAUAACUGGCACCUAAGUCGAUCAUUUGGCGCUGUCCUCAAACUCAAUUCACUUUCUGUUAUGAAUUCAAAGGGUAUCACUGUUAUUACAGUCAAUCAAUGUGAAUAUUGUUGCUCUUUGCAAGUCUGUCUAAAACAGCAACGUCAAAGAUUACAUUUUAGAUCUAU